Molecule: messenger RNA, 2683 nt
Organism: Leopardus geoffroyi (Geoffroy's cat)
Lineage: Eukaryota; Metazoa; Chordata; Mammalia; Carnivora; Felidae
Gene: VAX1
Product: ventral anterior homeobox 1
Exons: 3
Coding region: 672-1688 (338 amino acids)
Biological process (GO): central nervous system development; brain development; regulation of DNA-templated transcription
Molecular function (GO): DNA binding; DNA-binding transcription factor activity, RNA polymerase II-specific
Source: RefSeq, a predicted model, not a curated record
UUCAGGAUGAAUCUUGUCAAAAGUUUUUCUGGAAGUGUGGGUCUUUGAUUGUGUGUUUCCUGAAAGCAAGACCAGUCAUUUCCGUUUAUUCACUGGCUAAACCCCUACUUGAUUGGGGACAAGGACAGAAACCAUCCAUUACGAUCUGAUAUAUUAUCCAAACAAUUUAGUGUAUUCAUGAGGUAACCGAAACGUGGGGGCUGCGAAAUUACCCGUAAUCAAUUGCAACAGCGAGUGUACGUCCCCGCGGGUGUCGGACAAGUAGAAGUCGCCGUCUCAGCCACAGGCGGGAGCCGCAGCAUUUCGGAGUUGCUCUGCUUGCUACCUGAUCGCCAGGCUGGGGACACUGGACGUGCUCAGAGGACGCGGACGCUGACGAGGCGGCCUCGCCGCGGCUCCAUCGGGAUCCUGGAUCAGACCCGCCGCCUCUCCGCGAGCGCGCCACUCGCCGGUCGCCGCUGACCCGCCCGCGGUCGCCGCAGCCGCCCCGCGGGGACAUUCAUUCUUGCCGCUUGCCUCUCUCUGGGCUGGGCGCAGGAGCUCCUUUGUAGGGUUUUGUGCCCGCGGCGCCUCCUUUUUUUGUUGUUGGGUUUUUUUCUUUUUUUUUUUUCUUUUUUUUUUUUUUCCUUCCUUUUUCUUUUCUUUCUUUUUUCUUUUUUUUUUUCCCCCCCAUGUUCGGGAAACCAGACAAAAUGGACGUUCGGUGCCACUCGGACGCAGAGGCUGCCCGGGUCUCGAAGAACGCGCACAAGGAGAGCCGGGAGAGCAAGGGUGCGGAGGGCAGCCUCCCCGCCGCUUUCCUAAAGGAGUCGCAGGGCGCCUUCUCCGCGUCGGGCGCCGCGGAAGAUUGUAACAAAAGUAAAUCCAAUUCGACUGCCGACCCGGAUUACUGCCGCCGGAUCCUGGUCCGAGAUGCCAAGGGUUCCAUCCGAGAGAUCAUCCUGCCCAAGGGCCUGGACCUGGACCGGCCCAAGAGGACGCGCACGUCCUUCACGGCGGAGCAGCUGUACCGGCUGGAGAUGGAGUUCCAGCGCUGCCAGUACGUGGUGGGCCGAGAGAGGACCGAGCUCGCCCGGCAGCUUAACCUCUCCGAGACCCAGGUGAAGGUCUGGUUCCAGAACCGGCGCACGAAGCAGAAGAAAGACCAGGGCAAGGACUCGGAGCUGCGCUCGGUGGUGUCGGAGACGGCUGCCACGUGCAGCGUGCUGCGGCUGCUGGAGCAGGGCCGCCUGCUGUCGCCGCCCGGCCUACCCGCGCUGCUGCCGCCCUGCGCCACCGGCGCGCUCGGCUCGGCGCUACGCGGGCCCAGCCUGCCGGCCCUGGGCGCCGGCGCCGCGGCGGGCUCGGCCGCCGCCGCCGCCGCCGCCGCCGCGGCCGCCGCCCCGGGUCCCACCGGCGCCGCGUCCCCGCACCCGCCGGCCGUGGGCGGCGCUCCGGGCCCCGGGCCCGCUGGGCCAGGGGGACUGCAUGCGGGCGCGCCGGCUGCCGGCCACGGCCUCUUCAGCCUACCCGUACCCUCGCUGCUCGGCUCCGUCGCCAGCCGCCUGUCCUCCGCUCCGUUGACAAUGGCCGGUUCGCUGGCAGGGAAUUUGCAAGAACUCUCCGCCCGAUACCUGAGCUCCUCGGCCUUCGAGCCUUACUCCCGGACCAACAAUAAAGAAGGGGCCGAGAAAAAAGCGCUGGACUGAUUUUACGUGUUUGCCUGUAUUUAUAUUUAUAGUAUCUAUUGUGGUGAUAUUUAUGGACUCGCGUAUUCGGCGCCCGAGGCUCCUGGGCUGGGCUUCCAGCUCCCACCAGGCCUCUGACAGCUCUCCUUCCCCAUUAGUCUCUGCUACCAAUCUUAUUUUGGGCUACUUUUUUUCUACCUUCCCUCCGUCCUCCUCUCCUCCCCCCAACUUCCUUCUGAAUCCAGGAGAAUCCAAAGAAUUGGGGGGAGGGGGGUGCCCGAAUUAGCCAACUGAUCCCCCAACCGAUGCCAGGCCCUGGAAGGAAAAGACUGGUUCUAAGUCAAAGCACAGGCCACCUGCUCUAGAUCGGGCCGGGCCGCUGCUGCCGGUGAUCAUUCUUAGGAAUAUUGAAAGAGGAAAGCUGCGCGCAGAGCCCUGGGGCUGAAAAAGCUGGUAGGUUUCAUUAGAGCAAAAAGGAAGACGUUCCUCCCUCUUGCCAGAGAAACCAGGGCUUUGGGGAGCCCCUGAGCCCCACUUUAUGGACCGCUUGGGAGAGCCGAUGCACACGCAGCUUUCUGGCUGGACAAAUCUUGCCGAUUCCCCACCCCCCCCCCCACCCCCAACACCUCUAGAGAAGCAACAAUCACAACCACCCCCGACCUCAGGAGAUACACCAAACAUCACGGUGGGCAACGGCGGUAAUACAUUUGAUCGGAUCAGCAAUAAAGCCAGAGUAAUAACCACCACAUAAAACCAGAUGAAGCGAAACCAGUUUUUAAAUACUCCUGUAACAAUCCAGUUUGGACGGCUUACGAAAAUCCACGAUAGAGAACGCUCCGCGGGGCAAUGCAAAAUUCAAGUUCUGGAUGUUAUGACUUUAAACGGGAACUUAAAAGGAAAAAAGCAAAAGAAAAGCCAACGCCGCUAGUGAAAGACAAUUCAGAAUCUUUUCUCCGAGGCUGUUCGGGGCGACGGCCGACAGCUCCCCGCUCCGGGAGCGAGGGAAGGGCGGCUGC